CUGGAGAAAGCUGUCCUCCUUUUCUUCAUAGCAACAAACAAGAGAAUAAUCAGUAACCUAGGAAAUGGAAAAGAAGUGUUUGAUGACUUCUAUGAUGGACAUGAACUAAAAAUGUUAAUGUAAAAUGUGUUAAUACUUCUAUUUAAAACAAAAAGUAAUUCAGAUGGAGAUUGUUGUUUCUUUAAUGGAGUAUAAACAUCAAAACUGUGUCCUACAUCACAGAUCAGAGUGAAAGACCAACUCAAUGCCACACGUUUGUGGUUUCCGUUUUCGCACUUCCUCUGUAUUCUCCAUUCUUACACCUCGUCUCGUACGUGUAAAGACAUUCUGAGGAAAAUAUAUUGAUGAAGAAAAGUGCAUCAACGUGUACUUUGUCUACAAAAAUGUCCCUUCGAAGCUUGUUGUUGGUCUCUAUGGUUGUGUUCAUCAGCACAGAAGCUGUUUCAGCUGUAGAUGUGAUGAAAGCAGUGGGUGAUCAAGUUUCUUUUCGUCCAGACAAAUUCAUUCCUUCUGUCACCAGCAUCAUCUGGAAACACAGAAACACUGUUGGAACUGUUAACAAGGCGAUUGAAUGGGAUGAAGGAGAAACUCUAAUCCCGAAUCUGAGAUUCAAAGACAUAACAACUGUUGAUGAGAAGACUGGACAAAUCACUAUAACUAAUCUAAAAGUCGAACAUAGUGGAGUUUAUACCAUUGACAUCAACAGUAAAGAGCAGCAACAGAGAUUCAACUUGACUGUUAUGGAGCAGGUCCCCAAACCUGUAAUAAAAACACAGAAGAGUGAAGAUAACCCUGAUGCUGUGAAUUUAAUAUGUGAGUACAAUGAAAUGAUCAUCUGGAAGAAUUCUGCUGGAGAAACACUGAAGGGUUCAAAACACGAUCCGAAAGGAGAGACUUUAGUGGUCAAAUAUGAAGGAAACCUAAAAAACUUCUACACCUGUACACUGAAGAACGCAGUGAGUGAGGAGACCAGUGAGCCGCUCUAUGAGAGAGAUCUGGAGCGGGUCCCCAAACCUGUGAUAAAAAUAGAGAAGAUCAAAGAUAACCCUGAUGCUGUGAAUUUAAUAUGUGAGUACAGUGAAACGAUCAUCUGGAAGAAUUCUGCUGGAGAAACACUGAAGGGUUCAAAACACCAUCCGAAAGGAGAGAUUUUAGUAGUCAAAUAUGAAGGAAAUCGUGGAAACUUCUACACCUGUACACUGAAGAACGCAGUGAGUGAGGAGACCAGUGAUCCGCUCUAUGAGAGAGAUCUGGAGCGGGUCCCCAAACCUGUAAUAAAAAUAGAGAAGAGUAAAGAUAACCCUGAUGCUGUGAAUUUAAUAUGUGAGUACAGUGAAACGAUCAUCUGGAAGAAUUCUGCUGGAGAAACACUGAAGGGUUCAAAACACCAUCCGAAAGGAGAGACUUUAAGAGUCAAAUAUGAAGGAAAUCGUGGAAACUUCUACACCUGUACACUGAAGAACGCACUGAGUGAGGAGACCAGUGAGCCGCUCUAUGAGAGAGAUCUGGAGCGGGUCCCCAAACCUGUGAUAAAAAUAGAGAAGAGUAAAGAUAACCCUGAUGUUGUGAAUUUAAUAUGUGAGUACAGUGAAACGAUCAUCUGGAAGAAUUCUGCUGGAGAAACACUGAAGGGUUCAAAACACGAUCCGAAAGGAGAGACUUUAGUAGUCAAAUAUGGAGGAAAUCGUGGAAACUUCUACACCUGUACACUGAAGAACGCAGUGAGUGAGGAGACCAGUGAUCCGCUCUAUGAGAGAGAUCUGGUAUCAAACAAAGGAUGUGCCGUCGCAGCCUCCAUUCCUUGGAUCACUAUGGUUAUCAUCAUGCUUGUACUGUAAUUGAUUUUCACGAAAUAACAGCUGUGAGUGUAUGAUUGAUGCUGCCACAGUUCUGCUCAUCAUUACUGAAUCAUCUGGAGCUCUGAACCAGAUGUGGCACAUGAUGUGCCAGAUGUGCCUUCAUGAAUGUCAUUCAACCUUUCUGGACAUGAUGAAUGUCUUAUUGGGACCAAACAGAGUGUUUUGCAGGCAUGUUGAUUGAUUGUGUAUUAAUAAAUAGCUACUAAAAUUUCAUGAUAAUAAAUAUUACACAAAA
Messenger RNA from Megalobrama amblycephala (Wuchang bream), 2094 nucleotides. RefSeq lists its product as uncharacterized. NCBI's taxonomy places the organism in Eukaryota, Metazoa, Chordata, Actinopteri, Cypriniformes, Xenocyprididae. Bases 345 to 1838 code for a protein of 497 amino acids. The transcript has 8 exons. The record is from RefSeq and is a predicted model, not a curated record.